ACCCGAGAAGCCUAUAAAAGGAGGCCAGGCGGGAGCGUGCUUUCGCCCCCCGGAUAGCUGUGAACCGUCGUGUCUGUUUGUCUGUCAGAAACUGCGCGGGAGGGGAGGAGUCGCCGCUGACGACAUCGGCAGAGACCGGCAGGUUCGGGACGAAGCUUUAGGAACCGGAUUCCGGUUCUUCUGGGAACGUGAGCCGAGCGGCGUUUAACGCCUCGCUGACGGGGAGAACUUCCGUUGUUGUCGCUUACGCAGGUUCGAGGCAGCGGCGCACUCUCUGGGCUAGUAACCAUGGCCGAGGUGGAGCACCAGUUUGGCGCCACCCAAAAUGGGCAUGAAGCGGCGGCGGCGGCGGCCGAGGGAUCCGCGAGUGGCGGCGACGAGGAGCUGUUGCAGCCGGAGCAGCAGCUUGAAGAGGAGGAGGAGGAGGAAGAGGUGGUGGCGGCGGCAGUGGUAGUGGCCGAGGCUGGAGAGGGGGACGGGGACGGCGAAGGAGAAGGCGAAGAGGCGGGGCAGUCGGUAGUUUCUGCGGAGGCGAGCGGUAGCCAGAACGGAGCCGAAGGUGAUCAGAUCAAUGCCAGCAAGAACGAGGAGGAUGCGGGGAAAAUGUUUGUUGGUGGCCUCAGUUGGGAUACAAGCAAAAAAGACUUAAAAGACUACUUUACAAAAUUUGGUGAAGUAACUGAUUGCACAAUAAAGAUGGAUCCUAAUACAGGCAGAUCAAGAGGUUUUGGAUUCAUUCUCUUCAAAGAGGCAGCAAGUGUUGAUAAGGUUUUGGAGCAGAAAGAACACAAACUAGAUGGAAGAGUGAUUGACCCUAAGAAAGCAAUGGCAAUGAAAAAGGAUCCUGUGAAGAAAAUAUUUGUUGGUGGGCUUAACCCAGAAGCAGCAGAAGACAAAAUCAGGGAAUAUUUUGGAGAGUUUGGAGAGAUUGAAGCGAUUGAACUUCCAAUGGAUCCAAAAACCAAUAAAAGAAGAGGGUUUGUAUUCAUCACUUUUAAGGAAGAAGAACCAGUGAAGAAAAUCUUGGAGAAAAAAUUCCACAAUGUCAGUGGUAGUAAGUGUGAAAUUAAGGUAGCACAGCCAAAAGAAGUAUAUCAGCAACAACAGUUUGGUUCUGGGGGCGGCCGAGGAAGAGGUGGAAGAAGAGGUCAAGGCAGUUCAAAUUAUGGGAAGGCUCCAAGACGUGGUCAUCAGAAUAACUACAAGCCAUAUUGAUCAAAGGUAUUCAGGUAUGCAGUGGCAUGCUCUAAUGCACAAAACUACUGCAUAUGUUUUGUACUUAAUGCUGUAGAUGGACAUUACAAUUAUGUACCAAAAUUAACUUUACAAUACAUUUCUAUGGCCUGUUAUGUGUAUCUGAAGACUUCCCUGGAAAUGUCUUUGUUUAAUAUUUACAGAUAAUAGUUGUCUAGAGAGUGUGGUGUGUAAAUUUCAGCCUUGCUGAAGAUUAAUGAUUUUAUUGAUAGGUUAAAUUGAAACUGAUUUUGAGGGUCUGCUUAAAGCUGCAGCUUCUGCAUCUAGGGACUGCCUCUUGGAGUUAACU
Messenger RNA from Python bivittatus (Burmese python), 1543 nucleotides. RefSeq names its product heterogeneous nuclear ribonucleoprotein A/B (gene HNRNPAB). The record is from RefSeq and is a predicted model, not a curated record. Gene Ontology annotation, cellular component: chromatin; nucleoplasm. Gene Ontology annotation, molecular function: RNA binding. Gene Ontology annotation, biological process: regulation of gene expression. NCBI's taxonomy places the organism in Eukaryota, Metazoa, Chordata, Lepidosauria, Squamata, Pythonidae.